Molecule: messenger RNA, 1448 nt
Organism: Salvia miltiorrhiza (redroot sage)
Lineage: Eukaryota; Viridiplantae; Streptophyta; Magnoliopsida; Lamiales; Lamiaceae
Product: F-box protein At3g07870-like
Exons: 2
Coding region: 97-1299 (400 amino acids)
Molecular function (GO): protein binding
Source: RefSeq, a predicted model, not a curated record
AAAGCUUCCGCAGGACGUCUUCGGGUCCUUGUUGACUGGUUCAAGUCGUAUACGAGAAGUCUCAUCUCAUGUCGGUGAGUGUGUUUAUACAUACAUAUGCAUAGACAUAGCAAUCACACCACCACCACAAAAAUGAAACGAGAUUUCUUCACAAAUCUACCUUCAGAAAUCACCAUAAACAUCCUCUCAAGACUCCCACUUGGAGGCAUCGCAAUGAGCAAGUGUGUUUGUAAGCCAUGGCUUCAUCUGCUCGCUACCGACGACUUCAUCAAAUCCCAUCUUGCUAAAUCCACCCCCGCCCUAGCUGUCUUGACUUCGUCUUCCUGCACAGUUUUCGAAUUCAAAGACCACCAAAACCUCGACCGCCACGAUCUUCACUACAAUCCACUCACCAAAUUCGAUCUCCCUCACGCCGCAGAGAUACAGGGCUCCGCCAACGGCCUGCUUUUUCUGUCCAUGUCUGCAGCUCACUACGUGUGCAAUCCGAUCACCCGUCAAUAUGCUGAGCUCCAUUACCCUAGAGAAAUAAUCCGACCAUAUCCAAAGGUAGUCAAUUAUCCCGAGAUUCUCAGCGAGUCUCUCCACUCUUAUCCACAUUCCGUCACUUAUGGAUUCGGCGCGAGCAGAAUAACCGGCCAACACAAGGUUGUUCAAAUCUACCACGAUUCCGUCAUUGUUGACGGAGGAAGAAGAACAAUUCCAGAAUCCGAAUGUCACGUUCACACGCUCGGAACGGGGACGUGGAGGCGCGUGAAGCCCGGGGCCCUACUCGAGUACUCUUCCCGUUCCUCAUGUGUGUUCCUCAACGGCAAUCUUCACUGGGUAGCAUCUGAUUCCGAGGACAGGUUGUGGAUUUCUUGCUUUGAUCUUGAAACAGAGCGUUUCAGCUCCUUUUCGACUCCUCCCGUUCAUCAAGGGAGCUUCGAGCUCAUCCCGGGGCUGUCUACUUUGGGGGGUCGCCUGUGUUUAUGUGAUCACACUAGGGAAGUUGAGACUGUUAUUUGGGUGAUGAAGGAAUAUGGGGUCGAGGAAUCCUGGACAAGGGAAUAUGUGAUCAACUUAAAUGAAGAUGAUCUUGAUAUCGAAGGCUUUGAGCUUGUUUACCCUAUUAAAGUUUUCCAAGAUGCUGAUAUUUUGAUGCUGCGAGAGAACCGCCAGCUCUUCUACUACUCCACCAACACCGGAACUGCUAAAGAUAUUGGUAUCUUUGAUGUGGAUUCUUUCGUCACCGCGAUUCUUCUCACUCCGAGUUUUCUUUCACUCAAAAGUUUGGGAAUGGAGAGUGUUGUCUCGUUUUGAUUUGUUAAGAAUGCGGAUCUCCGUUGCUUUUGCAAUAGAUGUAACGUAUGUUAUGUAUUGAUUAAUGCUGCAUGUUAAGGGCGUGUUUGAUAUUGGCUAAUACUACAUUGUAUUAGCUAAUUUAGUAUAAAUCAGUCUAGUAUUUGGUA